AUGCCAAUGACAGAUCAAAUGCCCUCACCACCAAGUAUAGAAAUUUCUGAUUCGCAGUACCAGAAGCUUGGAUUGCAGUGUAUCUCGCCAGGGAUAGCGACUGCUAAUUUGGAUGACGAACGGUUGCAAACGUUUAACAAAUCGAAGUACAUUGCGAUGCAGCAGAAGAGACAGAUCAGGCGUAUGAAUUUGGAUUCUGUAACGAUAAAUGAGGAUGAGCAUGAACACGAGCAUGAGCAAGAAAACGAGCAAGACGAAGAGCAAGAUGACGAGAAAGAACACGAAAAAGAACAUGAACAGGAUGAAGACCAAGAACAAGAACAAGAUGAUGAAAACACGAAACUUGCUGAGAAAGCUGGUACCAGCAUCAAAAAUAAUAAUAAUAUUACAGCCUCAGACCUGGAAACUGACAAAUCAUCCUCAAGUAAUUCGAUAGAUGGUACCACCACUCCUGGUACCGAGACUUCAAUCAACACUUCCAAGAGUCAAUCCAAAUCAUUGAAAAGAAAUAACAUACCAAAACCACUUACGUUAAAAUCAAAGCAAAAUACACCUAAUGGAUCAUUACCCAAUAUAAGGUCAGCUCCACCGAUGGUAACAAGACAUCCAAUUCCAAGUUCACAUACAUUCUCACAAAGAACCAGCAGAGUGUCGAAACCAAGAGUCAUUUAUAAAGGCCGGUCUUUGACCAGAAACUUAGCGGGCCAAAUUCCGAUGUUUCAAACUUCGUCACCCAUCGUGCCGCGUCCCCUGAUGAGACAUCAAUAUGCGCCAAUGACAGCUUACCCUACAACCACCGCACCACCUCACACCCAACGUAGUUUCGAACAAUUCGUGUCGAACCCUAUCAGAGCCACUAAUUCAGUGACAAGGGACGUUUUCAAGGAUGAAACUACAAGAAUUGCUCCAUUAAGCGUACAACCUAAAUCCACCAAGAGAGAAUUCUUUGAUGCCAUUGAAAUCGAAGACCAUAGCAACAACGUCGUCAUAGAAGGCGAUAUACAACUGAUGAUGGAAAAUUUCCAAUUCCAUUUCGAUUCAACGGACCCUCAAAUGGAUAAGAAGCUCUUCCUCAGCAUUUGUUCCAAAAUAUGGGACGAUGUAGUAAGCAGGGAAUAG
Molecule: messenger RNA, 1119 nt
Organism: Kluyveromyces lactis
Lineage: Eukaryota; Fungi; Ascomycota; Saccharomycetes; Saccharomycetales; Saccharomycetaceae
Gene: DIG1
Product: Dig1p
Exons: 1
Coding region: 1-1119 (372 amino acids)
Source: RefSeq, a predicted model, not a curated record